AUCGCAUUUGUGAUAGUCGCCGAACCAAGCUAAGACUCUCCAAUCGAAAACCAUUCCACGAUUUCUUGGGCCAAGAAUGGGCAAGAACCGCUUCGUUGUGAAUCCAUUCGGACACCUCGCUCUUUCAGAGCUCGACAGGUCCAAGCUCAAGGAGUUCGCCUACAACUUCUUUGACCAGAGUGUCCUCAAGUACGAGGCGUUCAUUGGAGACGGCGGCCCGAAGGUCGAUCCGAAGGAGUGGAAGCUGAUCAAGACGAAAGAUGACACUCGAGUCUACCUAGAGCGUGAGCCUCCAAUCCGGACGUCCAUAUCAGGAUCAGUCUCGGAUCAUCCAGGUCUUCUAAUGACGGGCGUCACGUGGGGCACUGUUGAAGACUGUAUGUACGGUGCAUACAGCCCCACGCUCGAGGCCAUGCGCCUGAAGGCUUCCUACGUCGAAGACAUGAGCGGUGGUGCCGUGCUUGCAGUUCUCGAGGAACCGACGCCUGAGGACCCGUUCAGGUCGAUGACAAUCAAGUGGGUCGAGCUCGAUCUGCCGUUCAACGCGACGAGUUUGGUUAAGAACCGCGACUACGUGUUCAUCGAGUACAUGAAGACCGUCAAGCUGUCAAAUGGCGAGCGCAUCGGCUGCCAGAUCUACCACUCGAUCAAUUUCCCACAGACGAAGGAGCUUCCGAACCGUGUACGAGCUAGCAUGACAGCGUGCGGUAUCUUUCGCCAGCUUGGCCCCGAUACUGUAGAGGUGUACGGUUCGGGCAUCGUCGAUCCUGCUGGUGACAUGAUCAAGGCUUUUGUGAUUCCAAGUAUGGCGACGGGAUAUCUGAGUCUUCUGAAGUACGCUCACUGCAGCAAGAUGAAGAAGAUUGUGUGGUUAUUGGGCAAGCGCUAUGAGCAGUCCAAGGAACUGGGAGCACCGAGCAAAGCUCACAUCUGCGUAACAUGCUGCACUCCUAUUUUGAAGCUCACUCGCGGAGAUUAUGGCAGGAGCGAAGGAAGCACAUGCAAGUUGUGCGUCGGCUACUUAUGCCGUUCCUGCCGUAUUCAGCGCAAGUUGACAUUCAUGACCUCGGUUCUCCAGAUGGAGCAGCGCAAGGUGUCGUUCUGUGGUCUUUGCCUGCAACAAGCCCGUACAAUGAGUCCGAUGGGGGUCAUUAAUGAUCAGAUGCAAUCGUCAAGCAAACAUCAAUUGUCCAAUUCAUGCGGCACCAUUGACUCUUCCUACGCCAGCUCGACCACAUCCGAGUAUUGUUCAAGCACUCUCUCCGAGCCUACUGGCUAAACCGCGAGGAACGAUCGCCAAAGUGGCCAACGUUGUUUGAUAUAGUAUUUGGUUGAAGCGUGAGUAUCGGUAAUAAAACGAAAAGCCUCCUCAUUCAGUCGUCGU
Molecule: messenger RNA, 1384 nt
Organism: Phytophthora nicotianae INRA-310
Lineage: Eukaryota; Oomycota; Peronosporomycetes; Peronosporales; Peronosporaceae
Exons: 1
Coding region: 77-1279 (400 amino acids)
Source: RefSeq, a predicted model, not a curated record